AUGGCAAGUAUUGAAGAAAUCAGACAAGAGUUGGCGAAGGCUGAGAAGCAGCAGCAGAAGGUGAAGAAAGCGGUGAAGGAGUUUAAGGAAGACGAGAACGAAGGGAAGUGGUUGACAGAGUUAAAGGGGAAGCUGCAGAGAAAAGAAGGACUUGACGAGGUGGAGAAGCGGGCAUGGGAGGAUCUUAUAGAGAAGGAGAAGCAUCUGGAGAUAGAGGUUAGCAAUUCUUCUGUGAUGGGUUCUACCAUCAAGAAACAUCCAAACUAUCUAACUCUCGAAAAUUGUGAGUUUUUGGAUGAGCUCACAUCUGAAGAAAUACGCAUCAUUAAAAAAAAAUAUGCCCAUAUUAAUAAGAAUUCACCAAACCGUAAUAACGAUUGGAAAAGGGAAACCCAAGAUGUGCACCCUUGGGUUCAGGAGGUUUACAAAUCUUUGGCGGAAAUAUGGUAG
Molecule: messenger RNA, 450 nt
Organism: Funneliformis caledonium
Lineage: Eukaryota; Fungi; Glomeromycota; Glomeromycetes; Glomerales; Glomeraceae
Source: the annotation of a GenBank genome assembly